Molecule: messenger RNA, 1356 nt
Organism: Polyodon spathula (Mississippi paddlefish)
Lineage: Eukaryota; Metazoa; Chordata; Actinopteri; Acipenseriformes; Polyodontidae
Gene: sar1b
Product: secretion associated, Ras related GTPase 1B
Exons: 7
Coding region: 174-770 (198 amino acids)
Biological process (GO): vesicle organization; intracellular protein transport; membrane organization
Cellular component (GO): endoplasmic reticulum exit site; COPII vesicle coat
Molecular function (GO): GTPase activity; GTP binding
Source: RefSeq, a predicted model, not a curated record
GCGGAUGGGGCUGCAUCACUCUGGGAGCAGCUGGUCGGCCAUUGAUGUGUGUCGUGGCUCUAUAACCAAACACAGAGAGAGUGGAGAGGGACGGGAACACAUUUCACUGCAUUAAUUAGAAGGAAGCGUUUUCAUCUUUGAUAUUCGGGUUGUAGGCUUCACAAUAUCUGGAUAUGUCCUUCAUAUUUGAUUGGAUUUACAGUGGUUUCAGUAGUGUUCUGCAGUUUCUUGGACUGUACAAGAAGUCAGGCAAAUUAGUAUUUCUUGGAUUGGACAAUGCUGGCAAGACAACAUUAUUGCACAUGCUUAAAGAUGACAGAUUGGGUCAACAUGUGCCAACUUUACAUCCAACCUCUGAAGAGCUGACGAUUGCUGGCAUGACGUUCACCACCUUCGAUCUGGGUGGCCACGCUCAAGCUCGCAGAGUUUGGAAAAACUACCUCCCUGCCAUCAACGGUAUUGUCUUCCUCGUGGACUGCGCAGACUUGCCCAGACUGGCUGAGUCCAAAACAGAACUCGAUGCACUUGUAACAGAUGAAACUGUUGGAAACGUGCCUAUCCUGGUCCUUGGGAACAAAAUUGAUAGACCUGAAGCCAUCAGCGAAGAGAAGCUACGAGAGCUGUUUGGGUUAUAUGGACAGACAACGGGCAAGGGCAAUGUCCCCCUGAAGGAACUCAAUACAAGACCACUAGAAGUGUUCAUGUGCAGUGUGCUGAAGAGACAGGGCUAUGGCGAGGGCUUCCGCUGGCUGGCACAAUAUAUUGACUGAAUCCAUGGCAUUCUCACUAUGUUUGAUCAUCUGUCUGCUUAGAAAGUUAAAACAUGUACAACUUGAACCCAAUAUGACUUUUAUUGGUUGAACAUUUGAUUAUAAAUUUUUCUAGGAGAAUAAUCUAGCAUCGGCUGAUCAUUUUUCCCCAGUAGUGUGUGUGAACGUUGCAACAUGUUAACUGUAACCCCAUUGGAUAGGUUUCCUUUUUAACAUCACUUUCUUGGCUUUGUUUCCCAGCCCUGUUUUUGAAGAGUGUGAGUGAUGUAAUGCUAUGCAUUUGAGUGCACUUUUUAACAGGACAGACUACAGACAUGUGACUAGUAUUUAAUAAGCAUCAUGUACAAUUUUUAUGUUCUGUUUUUUUGGAAAUGUUUGGUUCAAUAAACCUACAAUAUGUAACCACCCAUGCACUUGUUACUUUGAAACCUCUGUUUUUUGUUCCUUUUUCUAGCUACGUGAUGUAUUAAACAAUUGGGUUCUUCUGGGGUGGAAUACAAAGUAAUUGUAAAGCUGGCUGCUUACAGCCUUGGCUCAGUCUAGGUGAUUGAAUACAGCUGUGGUCACUCAGCUGCCACUGGAAAGG